CAGAAAACCGUCCUUUUUCCACGGCAACAUGAUGUGGUGAAACGGCGAAACGGCUCGCUGCUUCGCCGAUGGGCCCCAUUACGACCCACGUGCUGAACACUGCUGCGGGCGCGCCGGCGGUGGGGCUCCAGGUGCGACUGAGACGGAAGUGCGCAGAGACCGAAGGAGGGGACAUUGAAUGGGAGAUGAUCCAGGAGUCAUUGACUGACCAAGACGGGCGCCUCAAGGACUUGUCGGAGGGUCUUCACUUGCAGAUGGGAGAGGUCUACGAGCUGCGCUUUGACACCAUGUCCUACUUCAAAAGCUCAGGUGCUGAGUGCUUCUACCCUUUUGUGACGGUGGUCUUUAUCAUACACGACCCUUCGCGCUGCUGGCUGCAAGAGUUGUGUUGUCCAAGAGAUGGUGACAGGUGUGCAAUUAUAUAUUAUUUUAUGCAAGUGUGCGGUCUCUAGCCCUCUGGAGUGUUUUAAGCUUCGCGGUCACCUUGUACAGAUAUAUCAAUACGAGAUAGAUGAUGUACUGUGCGACUACGUACUGCAGGAAUCACAGACGCGCUCUCGGCGCAGUCGUGUGAGUGUUGAUGAAAGGAUGCAUCAUCCUUGGAAAAUGACGUCCAUGCAUGCAUCCAGGUCCCAAGUCCAGCUUUGGAAAUCUCCUUUGCAUCGUUGUCUUCUCAGCUAGCACUGCAUGGGAAUGAACUCUGUUCAUGGUGGCUUAUGCCAUCUUAAGUCAGAUUGACAAAAUGUGCGUUUCAAACCAUUAGGUUUCUAUGUCUCAAACAGCUGUCACCCGGAACAUGAGGACUGUCACACUGAAUCUUCCGAUUCUUCCGCCUCCAUACUUCUCCGGUGUUUUCGCUCUUCGCCCAGGUCCCACUACCACGUCCCUCUUCUGAUCUCGCCCUACGGCUACUCCACCUACCGUGGCUCCUGAUCUACAGCCUUUCCUCGCCUUUCCUCACGCCCAAAGCGACGUCGGACGUUCCAAUCCGCCGCUUUCAGCGCCCAAACCGUUCUUCCACGCGCAGCGCUAGGAGUGAAGCGCCGCUGUAGAAGCGCCCAGAAGCGACACGUUCGGCACGUUCGGCCAGUGGAGUUCUUC
This is a messenger RNA of Durusdinium trenchii, 1101 nucleotides long. The record is from the annotation of a GenBank genome assembly. Lineage: Eukaryota; Dinophyceae; Suessiales; Symbiodiniaceae.